Messenger RNA from Gastrolobium bilobum, 2297 nucleotides. Its product is annotated as aspartyl protease family protein 2-like. Gene Ontology annotation, molecular function: aspartic-type endopeptidase activity. The transcript has a single exon. The coding region runs from base 402 to 2099 and encodes 565 amino acids. The record is from RefSeq and is a predicted model, not a curated record. NCBI's taxonomy places the organism in Eukaryota, Viridiplantae, Streptophyta, Magnoliopsida, Fabales, Fabaceae. Gene Ontology annotation, biological process: proteolysis.
UUUUGGUUUUUUUCUCAUUAAAAUUUGUUUUUUCUUUUUUUGUUUUUGUCACCUCUUCUUUCCUUCUUCCUUCUCUCUCUCUCUUUCAUUUUUUGGCCUUCAAAGCUCCCAUUUUUGCAUUUCUGUUUCCUUGAUUAACCCCUCUAUCUUCAUUCCUCUUAAAGUUUGAUUCUUUGUGGAGAUUUUUCUUCUGAUUCUUUGCUUUAUAGCAAUUUCUGAUUAGUUUUGAGAGUAUUUUUGCAAUCCCUCCCCUUUAUUUUUCUCUUUUCUAAGCUCAGAGAUUGUUGUAAAGUUUCGUUCUUUCUGGGUUUUGUCACCUUGAUUUUUUUCAACCCUGAAAUUCUGCAAGGUGCUUGAAGUUGGUAUUUUCAUUGGCUUCAACCAGAAAGACAAUCAUUACUAUGGUUUUGAAGGUUUCUCUCAUUUUGGUUCUCCUUGUAUUACAUUCCUGCACUGUGGAAGCCAUUUCUGGGAGUAACAAUCACAAUCACAAUAGUCUCAGUAAGAAUGGAUCUUCUCUUGCUGCAAUCAAGUUACCUGAUUAUCCAAGCUUCAAUGUUGUUUCUUCUUCAACGGAUACAGGGUGUAGCUUCUCAAAGUCAGAGAAAUUUGGGCAUUCUGGAGCUACCAUGACAUCAGAUGAAGACACUGAUGGUGAUGAUGGUGAAGAGGGGGAAGCUUUUCUAGCAGCAAAACAGCACAAGCAAUCUUUGAAACUCCAUUUGAAACACCACCCAGUUAGCAAAAAUGCUGAACCUAAAAAAUCUGUGGUUGAUUUUUCACUGAGGGACUUGACAAGAAUUCAGACCCUUCAUAGAAGGGUCAUAGAAAAGAAGAACCAAAACACCAUUUCAAGGCUGCAGAAAGCACAGGAGCAAUCAAAGAAGUCCUAUAAGCCUGUAGUUGCUCCGGCAGCUCCACCGGAAUAUUUUGCCGGUGAUUAUUCAAGUCAGCUUGUGGCAACCUUGGAGUCAGGGGUCAGUCUCGGCUCUGGUGAGUACUUCAUGGAUGUGUUUGUUGGUACACCUCCUAAACAUUUUUCUCUGAUACUUGAUACUGGUAGUGAUCUUAACUGGAUUCAAUGUGUUCCUUGUUAUGCUUGUUUUGAGCAAAAUGGACCAUAUUACGAUCCUAAAGAGUCUAGUUCUUUUAAGAAUAUAAGCUGUCAUGAUCCCCGGUGUCAAUUAGUUUCAUCCCCAGAUCCUCCUCAACCUUGCAAGAGUGAGAAUCAAAGUUGUCCAUACUUCUAUUGGUAUGGUGAUAGUUCCAAUACAACUGGGGAUUUUGCUCUUGAAACUUUCACAGUGAAUCUUACAACACCUACUGGGAAGCCUGAGUUGAAGCUUGUUGAGAAUGUUAUGUUUGGUUGUGGUCAUUGGAAUAGAGGUCUAUUUCAUGGGGCUGCUGGAUUGUUAGGCUUAGGGAGAGGGCCAUUGUCAUUUGCUUCUCAGCUUCAAUCUCUUUAUGGUCAUUCCUUUUCCUAUUGCCUUGUGGAUAGGAAUAGUGAUUCAAGUGUUAGCAGCAAAUUGAUAUUUGGUGAGGACAAGGAGCUUCUCAGCCACCCCAAUUUGAAUUUUACAUCUUUUGUUGGUGGGAAAGAGAACCCUGUUGAUACAUUUUACUAUGUCAAGAUAAAAUCUAUAAUGGUUGGUGGUGAGGUACUAAAGAUACCAGAGGAGACUUGGCAUUUGUCAGAAGAAGGUGCUGGUGGUACAAUCAUUGAUUCUGGUACCACUCUAACUUAUUUUGCUGAACCUGCUUAUGGGAUUAUCAAGGAGGCAUUCAUGAAGAAAAUUAAGGGGUAUCCACUUGUUGAUGGGUUUCCACCUCUAAAGCCAUGUUAUAAUGUGUCUGGAAUUGAAAAAAUGGAGCUUCCUGAAUUUGGGAUCUUGUUUGAAGAUGGUGCUGUGUGGGAUUUCCCUGUAGAGAAUUACUUUAUUCAGAUUGAACCUGAUGAUGUUGUUUGUUUGGCUAUUUUGGGGACUCCUAGGUCUGCACUUUCAAUAAUUGGAAACUAUCAGCAGCAAAAUUUUCACAUCUUGUAUGAUAUGAAGAAAUCCAGACUUGGCUAUGCACCUAUGAAGUGUGCUGAUGUUUAACAUCUUGUUAGGAAUAAAAGGUGUAUAGGAUAAUAGCUAUGAACAUGGCAGUUCUGGGGGUUAUUUUAUUUUUUUAGAUUUUCCCAUAGAAGGAAAGUGACUUAUACAGAAGAAAGAAAAGAAAAUUUAGGUUUUGUUUCUUCAGGUGAUGUAGAACUAGGCAUUACAAACACAAACAUUUCAUUGUUUUGUACACAU